This is a messenger RNA of Caenorhabditis angaria, 1782 nucleotides long. The record is from the annotation of a GenBank genome assembly. Lineage: Eukaryota; Metazoa; Nematoda; Chromadorea; Rhabditida; Rhabditidae.
AUGACCUCUCUUGAUUAUGAUGUUAUUGUUGUGGGUGCAGGAAUUUUCGGAUCAUGUACUGCGUAUCAUUGUCAGAAGCUUGGAUUGAAGACACUUCUUUUAGAGCAGGUAAGGCAUUUUGGUUUUCGGAUAAAAAUUAUUAUAUUUUUUUCUAACAAAUUUGGGAUCUCACAGCUGCGACAUAUCCCCGAUUUUUCAUAAAAUCUAAUUUCGAAGAUCAAAAAGUCCCAGAAACUGUGAGCCCUGUAUUUCCAAAAAUUUAUAUUAUUUUUUUGCCGUUCAUCCAAGAUAGCGUGAAGAAAAAACAGGCUAUCUAAUCAUUUGACCGUUUUCGAUACUACAAAUGACCAUCGAUUCGAUAUUAAAUGCUUGAUGUUAGAAAAAUAAACUUCUGUUCCAUCUGAGAAUUCAAAAACUCCUAGUCAUAUAUUUCGAGAGCAAUUCUGAAAAUUUAAAUUUUUCAAAAGACUGUUCCCUUGAAAGUUCUGUGAAUAGACGUACCUAAAAAUUACAGUGUACAGAUAUUUUCGGACACGGCUUGUUCAGUGAUCAAUUUUCUAAACUUCAUUCCAGUUCAAACUUGGUCAUUCAAAUGGAAGUUCUCACGGAUUCUCAAGAAUCACUAGAUAUGCUCAUGAAGAAGUUGAAUAUGUUCCUUUGGUGAGCGAUGCUUAUGCUCAGGUUGAUGAACUUGAGAAAAAACGCAACGAAAAACUUUGGAAGUGAGUUUUUUUCUUCCAAAAACCAUACAUAAAUCUUCAUUUCAAACCUACAGACAAACUGGUUUGUUGUGGGUCAGCACUGGUGGUGAAAUUGAUAAAAUCUCUUCAAAUCUGAAGACUCAUAACAUUGAACAUGAAGUUGUUCGUGGUUCAAAAAUUCAUGAGAAGUAUCCACAAUUUCAAUUUGGAGAAGAAUGGCAGGGACUUAUUGAUCCAAAGGGUGGUGUGAUUUAUGCGAACAAGUGGCUUCAUGCUUUUCAAGACGAGUUUGUUCAAUUAGGUGGUGUUGUACACGAAGAAGAGGAGCUGAUUUCCUACAAUGAUCAGCUUCAAAAUAAAAUUGAGGUCAAGACAAACAAAGGGAGUUAUAGUUCUAGAAAGAUCAUUUUCACCGUUGGAUCUUGGAUCACCAAACUGUUGCCUGAACUUGACUUCAAGAUUGAUGUAUGUAGAGUACAUUUUCAUCUAAAAAUACAUAAUUCAAAUUGAUUUUUUGCAGCCAAUCAGUAUUUCUGUCUGCUACUGGAAAGCAGCUGAAGAAAAAUAUUCUCAACUUCUCAACGACGACCAUUUUCCAGUGGUUAUUGCGCAAGAAAUGGAACUCAAAGAGUUUCAUUAUGCUCUUCCAGACAACGAUCAUCAAGGUUCUAUUAAGUUCUGCUAUCAUGCUGGAGACACAUUGACAGCUGAUUUUCAACAUCCAGAGAAGCGAUCACAAUCUAUGAUUGAUUUGCCAGCGGAGUUUAUCAAGAAACAUUUACCAGUGGUUGAUCAUAAGGCUCCAUCGCAUGUUGAUUUUUGCAAAUACACAGUGAGUUUUUGGGGAUUUAUUAGAGGGUAGAAAUUUUUCUAACGAUUUUCUUUUCAGAACUCACCUGAUGAUCAUUAUCUGAUCGGACCAAUCCCAUCAAAAAAUCCAAAUGUAUUAGUUGGUGGAUGUGGCUGUGGCUCUGGUUUCAAAGUUUCUCCAGGAAUCGGAAGAGCUCUCGCUGAAAUGGCUGCCGACAAACCAACAACAGUCGAUGUCUCAUUUUUCAGUGUUUCAAGAUUUCAAAAAUGA